UAUCAUUCGAUCACCAGUGCUGUGCGUACAGCUCAACGCGAGGUACAUGCGGUCGUACAAUAUUCAAACGUUUUCUAGUUUCGCUAAUUGAACAAACAUGCCAGUUUAUUUACAGUGACGUUGUGUGAACUUAUGAACAUAUAUCGGUGGAAAAUUGCCAUUAAUUUGUACACAGGUGAUUAAAGCGUAAGGAAAUUUGUUGAAAAUCGUCUGUGAUAUUGACUAGAUGUUAGAAACACAUAAUUCCAGAAAGGCUGUGAGCGAUGGAAUCCAAUCCCACGAACAGAAUAUCAGAACUAUUCAUAUAUUAAGUGAAUUAAAUAUUUCCAAACUAGUUUUAAAAGAUGAGUUAGUAGUAUCUUGACAGUGAAGUAACACCAUAACCAUGGAUUCGAAUAUACAUUGAGUGCCGUGAAGGAUUUGUGGAUCAAUGAUGGAGGGUGCUAUUCUCAGCACCGCGAGCAACAACAGAUUCCGAACACAUUUAAAGAACGCCGCAAGUGCGCUUUGCGCGAGGACUCUGCCGAAGCAGCGACGCACCGAAUUGGUCUCAGAGAGUACCGUCCGACACCACACCUACCCAAGGGCCACGCCACCCAAACGGGCUCUGAUAUCUUGCAGACAGGAGCCACUUAUGUGUGAACAAAGCGCUUGUGAUGUUUCCGCUGCAAAAGAUGCAGAAGUGCCGAAUAAAGCUAAUGGUACUAUCAAAGGGUCUUUUUCAAGGGAAUUGGCGAAUGCCUGGGGGUGUCGAGUGGGCCCACCCGACCAGCCGGCGCCCGCCGACAGAGUCCAAAACCUCUUCAACGAUAUCGAACUCUACCCAACUAAGACUCAGGUAUUCGAAAUGUUGGUGUGCGCGCGACAGUGCACGCGACGCAAGUCCCUCACGCUCACCUUUGGGGAGUUCUGCCUAUUUGCCACCGAGCUACGGCGGACACGGCGAUACAGGCAGGCCAGGCAAACACCUAGCAAGCCAGAUUCACCUGUAUGGAACGUGGACAAAGAUCUUCGAGAGAAAGACAUUUGCAAGCCCGUAAACGGUAGCGAGGCGUCGCCGCCGCCGUGCGAGGUGUUUCUGGGAGGCUCCUGCAAUCCCACCACCUGGAGGUCCGACAUAGCAAUACCUAUGCUCAAGACCAUGGGCAUCACGUACUUCAAUCCGCAAGUGGACGACUGGUCGAUGGAGUUAGUGGAGGUGGAGCACCAAGCUAAGGCUAAGGCACGAGCAUUACUGUUCGUGUUGGAUAGCGAGACACGCGCAGUGGCCGCCGCGGUGGAGGUGGCGCAUCUGGCCGCCGCGCCAAAGGACCUGCUGCUCGUGUUGAAGCCGUACACCAGACAUCAGGCAAUUGGCGGCGAGACCGUCUCUGACCACGAAUAUGUGGAGUUGGCGCGGGCGCGAGCCACGCUGCAAGAGACAGUGGAGCGGAGGGGACUACCAGUUUUCACGGACAUUCCUGCGGCAUUGCGAUGCGCGCGAGCAGUUUUGCGCGGCGCCAGAACGCAUCCUAGGCAAUCUUUAGGACAUACAAUCCUGAGAUUGAAGAGGGUGUAUGAUGCGGCUGGCGGUCGAAACGGGCGGCUCUCUCGUACCAAAGCAAUCGAUGCGCUGAGAGAUAUGACUAACUCGACGCAAGACGUGGAUCGCUGCCUGCCUCCGUCCGCAAACUACAUCGACUUUGAAAUGUUCUGUGCGGCUGUUGCAGAACUUGCCACGGAUGCUGGGCUGGCGCUGUCUCCGCGGGUGAGUGCGGAGUGUGUUGGGAGCGGGAGGGCGAGUAUGACGUCUCGGGUGCUCCGCGUUUUCCGCUCCCUCCGCGACAGAAUAUCUCCGUCCACACUCGGUCAGAACCGUACCGAGGUUGAAUUAGGCGCAGACGCAGGCGCAGGAAGCGGGCCUGUCAGCGCGAGCGAGAGGAGAAGCGGGAGUGCAAGGGACAACCAGCCCAAUGGACUCCACUUCAACAAUACUAGGCUUAAGGAGUACGGAAGGAGGCUUGGCUUAUUUAUCCCUAAGAACGGAGGGACUAGAGUAGCGGAGGAGGGUGCGACUUCAGGGAGUAGUGGGGAUUCUGUGUUCACCCCGGGCACGGAGGGGAGGCUCGAACGCCUGCCGGCCAUGCUGGGGGCUCCCACGCAGGACGUCUACCUCGGAGGAACCUUUCCAACAAACGGCACGCGACCAGAAGAAGUUCUAAGGCGGGAGGGCAUUACAUACGUCAUUCCUCGCGUUAACGACUACACGCGCAUGUUCUCUGCGCCUGCGCGGCGCUCCGCUCCCACGCACCCGGAGUCCCCCCGGAGGGACAAGAAGCCGCGCCCUUCCUACCCGAGCUCCUCCGACGAGGUCCAGCUGAGGGAAACUUCUACUGCCGCAGACAACAACGCCCGGCUCAGUGCAUCCGAUUUUUAUACGGUCACUGAGGACGUCACGCCGCAGCCGUUCAAAGGUACAUACGACGAAGAUUUACUGCUGGGUUCGCGCGUGCUAGUUUUCUCAAUGAACGCGGAGGCGCCGUGUUUCGCGGCGAUGGUGUUGGCAGCGCAUUACGUCGCCCUGUGUCCGCACACCACUGUACUCUUAGUACAGUUAAUGGAUCCCACCAAAGUGACCAAUUAUAGCGAAGCGGCGGUGAAGGACUACAACAGAGGGCGGCACUAUCUCACCGACCUCGCCAAGCGCGCCGGGGUGCCCGUGUUCGACAACGUGGACGCGACUGUGGCGCAUGUCGUUAGCAAACUGCGACAGACAUAGCCACCACAUUAUCAAUGAUUAUAAGUUAAGUGUCCCAUUGAAUUUACGUAACUUCGCAGCUUAUAUGAAUUUACAAUGAUUCUGAAAUCACAAGGUCGCAUCAUCGAUAUUGCUUUGUAUUAGGCAAAUAUUUUUUUUAUACAAGUUCUAUUAUGAAUCUCACACUGUACGUACGACUGCGAUAUCCAGGUUGGCGGUCGUUGCAAGGAGCAACCUUCAUCACAUUAAUAAAGACAUCACAAAUCCUUCAACCGACUGUUUAUGGUUAGCGGUAGAGUCUCAUAACGCGUGUACUUAUUUUUUUAAGACGUUUGGUUUAGUACAAAAAUGUCUCUCUUUUAUUUCGUCACUCUCUAUUGUAUUAUAAUAGAAUGUAAAAUAUAACAUAUUUUUCACUAAUUUUAAUAUAAGAAUGUCUGAGCGAGUAUGGAUGGUGAUGUAGCAAGGAAGUCGUGACCGGUUUACAACAAGUCUCUGUGAUGAAUUUGUUUAGGACAACUUUAAUUGAAUAAAUCAAUGCAUACUAUAUAGGUGAUAAUAAUUGUAGUUACGCAGGUAUGUCCAUAGCGUGGGGUAUAUUGUCAGUCUUUACAAUUCAAAUUAGUUAUCGACGAGUUUGACAAAAAAUACGGGGAAUUCCUAAACGUAGACACCAAACCCUGUGAGGUAUUCAAAUCAAUGUUGCUUGUUCAUUUGUGGUAUAGUUUUUAUUUAACAUGUUCUUACCAUUUCUUUCCGGUUAAUGAAGUAAAUGACCUUGAGGUCGAGCUGUUGGACUGUACAAGCGACAUUGUAGUGAUUCAUCGCAGACUAGGUCAGAACAUUUGUGUACCUGUACUUCGCAAACGCCGGUCUAUGGAGUAACGCUUCAUUUAAAGAAAUAAAAGUAUACCUGAAAUACAAAAAAGUGUGGCUGCCGAAUUUUACAAAAUUAUGCGAGAUAUUAGUAUUGGAUUAUGCUGAACUUUUUUUGAUAAACGAAAUUGUUCUCCAUAGGCAGGCCUAAGCUAGGGAUAGGCAAUACCACAAAAGUACUCGGUGGUGAAACGACAUAUUUAGAAUACGGUACAUAUGCAGAGUUAGGCAUGUACUACUUGUAGAGUACAGUGGGUCGCCAUUUUCUCUCAAAUUAGAUCUUAAUUUGGAAUAUUGGCGUAAUGUUUCAAUUGAACUUUGUCACAGGUCAUAUAACAAAGUACAACAUGUCUUGCUCAUGUAGCAGAUUUAAGGAUUUUUAUGUACUUUAAUGUUACGCAAAUUCACCACGUAAUUAUACUCAUUUUUAUUGUAGUUAUAAUGAAAUUAUAGUUUCGAAAGUAAAUUAUGCAAAUAUUUAACGUUUUAAUACCUAAUAAAAUGGGGUUCUAAAGACAUGGUACCUACUCUAGGUAUAGCAUAGAUACAAUUUAGACAAUAUAGAUUUUAAUAACGAUUGACCCACUGUCGCUAAAACUAUUACAUUUUUUUAUUUAAUUCAGCAAAUUUUAUUUGCUAGUCACACUAGCUAUUAACAUUAUCUAAGUACUUUGUAAUUGUUUGAUAGUACAAAUAAAUAUCUAAUUUAUAGAAAAAAUAUUUCGUAUAUCAAUUGUAUUUUAUGCCAUGUACGCUUAUUUUAAACGAAAUCCUUCACAAUAUGUAAAUAGAUAAAUUUGUAAUUAUUAAGUGUUUCAUUAUUUCCUAGACCAAAAAAGCCAGUUAUCAAGUCUCGAACCAUUUUGUAAAACUCUUGUCUGGAACUUAAUUUGUGAAAUAGUGUACUGGUAGUACUAAUAUGAAAUGCAAAUAAAAUACUUACCUAACAUAA
Messenger RNA from Plodia interpunctella (Indianmeal moth), 4565 nucleotides. RefSeq names its product raw (gene raw). The record is from RefSeq and is a predicted model, not a curated record. The transcript is spliced from 14 exons. NCBI's taxonomy places the organism in Eukaryota, Metazoa, Arthropoda, Insecta, Lepidoptera, Pyralidae. Gene Ontology annotation, cellular component: plasma membrane. The coding region runs from base 431 to 2758 and encodes 775 amino acids.